AUUCAUAAUUUCUUCCUGAUGAAUAAUAAUCUUAGGUCUGAGGUUUUAACUCAUGUAUUAUGAGAGUGUAGGAUACUUUGGUUAUAAAUUGCAUGUAAUUUAUGUAUGUUUGUAAUUUGAUAAUGUCUUGUUUUGUGUUGAAAUUCAGCUAUCAUGCAUACUACGCUUUAAUUAUAGUUUAUGUAUAAAUUAAUUAAAUUAUAUAACAGUAUUUGAAGGUCUAUAACAUUUUAAAGUCAAUUUGUAAAUUAUGUAGCGUUUGUACUCGAUACGGAGGAAUUUUAUAUGAUCGUAUUCCAACAAGUUGCUUCUAGAUAUGGCAAAGAAUUUACAUUUGAGUUAAAAAGUAAAAUAAUGGGUAAACAGAGCCAGGAACUAGCGAGUUCUAUUAUUAAUGAGCUCAACUUGCCAUUAUCCGUAGAUGAGUUUCUUUUAGAAACAAGAAAGAUUUUCGAUAAACUAGUUUUACAAUCAAAAGUAAUGCCAGGCGUUGAGAAACUUCUGCGCCAUUUACAUAAACACAAGGUUCCAAUGGGUCUUGCAACUAGUAGUAGUAAGGAAACAUAUGACUUGAAAGUUACUCAUCAUCAUGAGCUUUUUCAAUUGUUCCCCAAUAAAACUUGGGGAUCAUCAGAUCCUAAUGUGAAAAAAGGAAAACCUUAUCCUGAUAUAUUUCUAAUAGCUGCCGCCAAGUUUCCGGAUGCACCAAGCCCAGAUAAGUGCUUAGUAUUCGAAGAUUCCUUAAACGGUGUGAAAGCAGCAGUUGCGGCUGGUAUGCAAGUGGUGAUGAUUCCAGAUCCGCGUUUCGAUCGUAAUCAAGCGCCCGAGGCAACACUUAUACUAAACUCAAUGGAAGACUUCCGGCCGGAAGUGUUUGGUUUGCCGCCAUUUGAUGAUUAGAAUAUUAUAUAUAAUGUUCCUUAACAGUCCACACAAUAGCUAUACAAUAAUUAUCAAUAACAGUGCAUCGCAUUUCAGCUACAACUGCAUCUUCCAAUCACAACUAAAUAAGUAUAACGAUAUAGUAUUCUAAGAUUUCAUUGAUAUGAAAUACUCAGUUUAUUGGAGUCAGCGAAGCUGCGAUAAAAAAAUCAUCAUUUGCCAAUCGUGGUCCAUUGCUGGACGUAGAUCUCUCCUAUGUUGCGCUAACAGUCUCGUUUCCCCACCAUCGGCAUCGGCAGUGGGAGCCCCACAACCUUCUUCAGGCAAUCGUUUCACCUGCCUGGAGUUCACUUCAGUCUCCUAAAUUAGCAGACUGAAGUGACAUCAGUAACUCCGGUCCUUCUAUGGAUUAUCUCAUUGUCUCAUCUACUCAAGGGUAUUGAGACCUGUGGUUCUGCAGCCCAAGCUAUAAGGUCCGACUGUCGAUUCGCCGCUUACUUUUACUUUCAUUUUGGAAGUCUCCCAUAACAAUUCUGUAGAUGGGUCUUUCGAUGUCUUUGUACAUGGUUUUGCCACAUUAUUAGAGUAUGCUGAAGUCAGCGAGGUGAUAGACAAGCCCCAUUGAACGUACAUUAUACUUUGCUAAAUUUUCUUCCAUCAUGUGUGGUAGCCUACCGUAGCCCGGUUCUUUUCUCCCCUGGGGUUGGGACUAGCAUGCCCGGCGGGAGAAGGUGGCCUCUUUAGGCACGCGUUGCCAUGCUUGUCACGCUAGAUAGCAGUGGAUGAUGAGGUAUGUCUCCAUACUAAGUACUAUUUUCAACCGCUAUUCCACGGAUAUUGACGUGAAUCAAAUUUAUAAUAAUUUUUUUUUAACAUUACAUUUAAAUUAAUGACAAUAUUUUUAUGUGUUGCUUCGUUUUAAAAUUGUAUAAAUAAACAUUUUUAGUAACCAACUUUUUUUGUGAUUAAGUAUACUUUACCAUCAUAUCUUCCAUUAUUUAUUCAUUUCUAUGCUAAUUAUUACUUAAAGUUUAAUUAAAUAUUUAAAGUUUACUUUAAAUAUUUAAAAAUUAGAGUUAUAAUAUAGACAUAAGUAGGUUUUGUUUGUUAUUUUGGAAUUGAAGCAAACAUUCCUAAUCAAAUGGGUAUUAAGCCUUAUAUAUAGUUUUUUUUCUUAGAACAUAUAAUUUUUGACUUACCUAAGUAUAUCAUAUGUUAUUAAGUAAAGGUGAAAAAGCUGGAGGUGAUCAACAGCUCACAAUUACAUGACAAUUACGGUAUGAAAUUUUACUAGUUAAAAUUCGUAACUGAUUCAGAACUAUGAAUCUAUGUAUAUCGCGGGUUAGAAAUCAUUCAUCAUCAAUCAUUUUUAGUUCGUUAAAACGUGAUUUUUUUUAAUAAUUGUUUUUCACUUUUAAUGUAGUGAAUGUCAUUUUUCAAUUGAUUUUAAAUUCAGUUUUAGGUCCUGGUUAGUUAAUUUCAAAUCGAGUGCAAAUUUUGUAGCAAAUAGACAAAAUAUCUGGCUAUCCAUAUAGCCAAGAAAACGAAUUAAUGUUGAGAGUACCUAUGUUCAAUGUUGCAAGCCUAUAGCUAAAUGGCAGUUUAAUACGUCAUACCUAAAAAACGUAAUGUUUUUAUAAAUAUACAAUUUCAUGUACUUUUAAGUAAUAGCUAUUUUAAGUAAUAGUAUUGUUUAUAUAAUGAAGGUUUUGUGUAAGAGAAAUAAACGAUGCAUUA
This is a messenger RNA of Nymphalis io (European peacock), 2619 nucleotides long. Its product is annotated as pseudouridine-5'-phosphatase-like. Gene Ontology annotation, molecular function: phosphatase activity. Bases 286 to 900 code for a protein of 204 amino acids. The transcript is spliced from 4 exons. NCBI's taxonomy places the organism in Eukaryota, Metazoa, Arthropoda, Insecta, Lepidoptera, Nymphalidae. The record is from RefSeq and is a predicted model, not a curated record.